CUCCUCCCACCUCCCAGUUUGUGUCAGCGCUGUGGGCGCACAGAGAGGGAGGACAGGGCGGAGAUGGCGGUGGCUGAGGCACAGCUGUACGCAAAGGUGUCCAACAAGCCCCGGGGCAGGAGCCCCUCUGCCCUCCUCGAGCCUCUCCUGGCCAAAGGAUUCCCGGCCCAUCUGGCGCAAAAAGCCUUGGUUGCUACUGGACAAAAGACAGUAGAAGAUGCAGUAAAAUGGCUGCAUUCCCACUGCAACGACCCCUCCCUGGAUGACCCAAUCCCCCAGGAAUAUGCCCUUUACUUAUGCCCCCGGGGCCGCCUGCACAGCCGCCUGCAGGACUUCUGGAGGGAGAGCAAGCGCCAGUGCGGCAAGAACAGAGCCCACGAGGUCUUCCCACACGUCACCCUCUGCGACUUCUUCACGUGUGAAGACCAGAAAGUGGAAUUAUUGUAUGACAUCUUAAAGCAAGUGGGUGACAGCUUUUCCCAGAGCUUUCCACCAUCCAUUUCCCUAACACUACAUGCAUCUCCCAGCUACCUUGGCUUCUUCAUUGAUGACAGCCAGGCAAAUGUCCUCAAAGACUUUGCUGUGGCAUUCUCAUCAGAGGCUUCAGCCCUGGCAGACUGCCAUGUGAAGCCCUCCUUGAAGCAGUUCCACCUUACCUUGGCUCACAGGUUUUAUCCUCACCACCAGAAGACUUUGGAACAACUGGCCAAAUGCAUUAACCCAGGGGAGCCCUGCCAGUGGGUGGCUGCUCUCUAUUCACGGGACAUGCGUUUUGUACAUUACCAGAGACUGAGGGCCCUCUUCCAGUACAAGCCCCAGAACAUUGAUGAGCUGAUGAUCAACCCUGGGGACUUGAUCUACGUGGAUCCAAGGCAGCAGAGCGAGGCUGGCGAGGGCUGGGUGAUCGGCACCUCGCACCGCACCGGCUGCAGGGGCUUCCUGCCCGAGAACUACACCGAGAGAGCCCACGAGUCAGACACCUGGGUCAAGCACAGGGAAUAUGUUUUUGACACAGCUUCAAGAUCAUUCACCAAAACAGAAAAGGAACCCAAUGUAAAGCCAAAUGGGAAAGCCCAUAAUCUCAGUAUGUCAGGGAGUGUAACCAAUGUUCUUCCUCUUCAGAACGCUGCCCUGAGGAGAGGGGUGCUGGUGAUGCGCCAUGGGGAAAGAGUGGAUCAGGUCUUUGGCAAGUCUUGGCUUCAGCAGUGCCUGACUGCAGAUGGGAAAUACUACAGAGCAGAUCUGAACUUUCCCUCCUCCCUGCCAAGGCAGAAAGACAGCAUGAAGCAGUUUGAAUGUGAUCCUCCUUUAUCUUGCUGUGGUAUUUUCCAGUCAAGGCUUAUAGGGGAAGCUCUGCUGGACCAGGAGGUGACAGUCAGCUACAUGUACUCGUCCCCUGCCCUGCGCUGCGUGCAGACAGCUCAGCAUGUACUGCAGGGGCUUAAAUUAAAUCAAAAAGUCAGAAUCAGGGUGGAACCAGGACUAUUUGAAUGGACCAACUGGGAAGCAAGCAGAGCAAUCCCUAAAUUCAUGACUGUGGCAGAGCUGGUGGAGGCAUCUUACGACAUAGACACAAGUUACAGGGGCAACUUCCCACUCUCCUCUCUGGUGCCUUCGGAAAGUUAUGAAGACUAUGUCAGCAGGAGCUCUGCGGUGAUAAAACAGAUCAUCAGUGCCUGCCCCUGCAAAGGUGUCAUCCUCAUCGUGGGCCAUGGCUCCUCCUUGGCACCUCUCACCCGAGCACUCACAGGGCUCCCCAGCAGAGACAGCAGAGACUUUGCCCAGAUGGUACAGAAGAUCCCUGCCCUGGGCAUGUGUUUCUGUGAAGAACAGAAAGAGGAGAACAAAUGGCAGAUGGUCAGCCCACCAGUGAAGACAUUAACUCAUGGAGCAAACACAGCAUUUAACUGGAGAAAUGCUAUCAUGGAAGAUUAAAAGGCCAUCUCUGCCUUUGCAGUAGUCAAAAAGGAGCCAAAGGCAGGUUAUGGUUCAUCACAGUCCAAUGAUUCAUCCAGAAGACACACAGAAGGUGGGAAAUGCCCUCUCUGAGCUGUCAAAGCACAGAAAAACACUUCUGAGUUUGGUGCCUGGAUUUUGUUUUUAUUCUGCUGACUGAGAAGAAUGAACUUGAGAGAUGGUGCUCAAGUGAGAAAUAACACUUCUGGUGGUGGUGAGAAAAGCACCUUUUAAUCUUUCCUGAGCAUAAAAAUUUUUAAUAAAUAUAGAUAUAUAACUACCUGAUUAUAAACUCCAUUACAAGAGCACUGAAGUAAACAAGACUGAACUACAUCCAGCAAGAAUUCCUUUUUCCCCCCUUCUUUAGUCACUUGGAUAUUUUCAGACAACAGAAAAACUGGGACUGAAGAAAGUCAACUCCUACCCAAAGAAGAGACCAGCUCUAGCUAAAGCCACUGUGUUUCCUGUUCACUCCAUCAGUUCUGUGAGAGCAAAUACCACACUGACUCUUUAUUCACCUGUUCUGUGAAGUGAGUCCAUUUUCUAUCACAUCAGCUCCUCAUCCAGCAAUUCUCAAGUGAUGCAUAUUGCAAAAGGGUCAAAAUUAUUUCUUUUUGAAGGGAAAUGAACUGGUUGCUUUACUGUUUCUGGGAAAAGGAAAGAUGCCCUGUGUUACUGUACUGGUGACAAAACUGUGACAUGAGCAGCUUUAACUCUGAAUCCUUCCCAAGGCAGCACUUGCAGUAGAACAGCUCUUUUUUCUGCUGGUUUGUGCUGAAUUUAUUAAUGGUGACCCACCUUCCCAGUGGAUCAUCUGGAAGGUUUCUGCAGCUCUUCUAUACAUGAUGUGUUUAAUUAACAGAAUGUAGCCCUGAAAUUUUAUGCACAAACAGGAACAUGCCUUUCCACUGUCUGUUUUUCUCCUGCUUUGACUCUCUGCUUAUCAGAUAACUGCCUCCAGGAAAGUACAAUGUUUCUUUCAAUGAAAGGAAAAAAUGAUAAUGUUUCUCUCAGAGCAUGGCUAAAAAUGUUUUCAUUUUCACUCCUCACUACCUGCUCUUCCUAUGUGACAUCUCCCUGCAUGCCAUUAGCCAUGGGGGCAUGCAGAGGAGCCCAUCCAACAUUGCAGCUUUGGGACUGAGAAGUGACUGACAGGCAGCUUUAUCUGUGGGUGUAGAGAUUUUGUUAUCUCAGCUGUGCAGCUGCAAUGAUUCAUUCUGACUUUCCAGCUCUGGUGGAGUUGCUUGAGCUCUCAGUUUUCUGACAGGGCUGCAAUUUUACAGUUAAAGUCAAAUGUCCCAGGGCCAAGACAGGAGCUCUUUAAUGAGCAAUGGCACAGGACUUAAGCUCAGGAGAUGGGACUACAGCUGCAGUCCUAGAAAAAGAUAAAAACACCAAAUGUCACCACAACCUUUUCUUAAUCAGGAGAAGGAGGAUGCCACUGCAGUGCUAAGAGGACUGAGGCUUGGCUACUUCUCCAUGUCUCAGCCCAGCACACACUUGCUGUCAGCCAAGAGAGGCAGGUGUGGUGAGGGAUGAGUUUGCUCUGAGCUCUGAAGGUGGUGGCCAGGCUCCUCUGUGGCCAGCAGGGAGGGCAGUGACUCACAGGUCUGGCUGAGAAAGGCAUGUAUGAUACAAAAAAAUCAGCAAAGCCACCUAAAAGACUGGUCAUUUUUAAUGUAUUAGUGAUGUUAAAUUUCAUUACAAAUUUUCUUCUACCUUUCUAGAGAUAACAAGGGGUUUUUUCCAUAAUGUUGUUAUACAUUAAUCCUAGAUUGGGCUGCAAACACCACCUUGGUUUAAGAAUCUGUGUCUUCCUUUAAAAUACCAAAAUAAAAUACCAUGUGAGAUCUCUCCCUUCACCCAGUGGCAUCAGAUGUAUUGUCAGGGUGGGUCUGUUGUGAAAAAUAACCUGUAAGUACAGCAUCAUCUCAUUUCUUUAACAGCAUCAUCCUUUCUUUAACACUUUCCUACCUUGCUGCCACUGUGUAUAAUAUAACAAUGAAAUUUCUUUUUGCUUUUCAGUCCUUCUGGUCUGCAGAAAUAAUGUUGCUGAAAGCUAGUUAAUGGUACUCUAAUCCUGUUAUUAUCCAUCCAGCUCCUAUCCUUAAUGAGUGUGUGCAGCUCCCUAGAGGCAGGUGACAGGAGGGGAGAAGGAUGUGGCUGGGGGAAGUGUCUGUCUGUCUGUCUGUCUGUCUCUUACAGGGGAUGGAUUUUACUGGUCCACCGAAUUUUGGCAUCUAAUCAGAUGCCCACAGUGCAUGGACAACACUAUUGACAAUCUACAUAUACUUAACAGGCAGAUUCCUAAAGCACUCAAACCAGAAUCCCACUGUGCUUUUCUUUUAUUCUUUAUACAGAUGCACUCCAAUGAAUUUUACUUCAGUGAAAGCAAUGAAUUAAACUUCAGAGCAUGUUUAGAAGAGACUUUGGGAACUUAAGUUUUCUUUUCUGGUGAGAACAAAUGCUUGGUCACAAAAUACUGUACUAAAGUUAUAAAGACUUCUCCAUGUCUGCUGUUUAAGUAAACUGAACAGAAAGAACAUGAACAGAAAGAACAGGCAGCACACUCAGGAACCCAUUGAAACCAUCUCAGUCUUAAUAAUGGAAGGGCAUUACAAGCUCUCCUAUUCACAAGGACUCUGCUUUUGGCUUUCCUGGGACCCCAUGAGCACAGAUUCAACCCUAAUCACUCUUUAAAUUCAGAGCUAAAAUGAUGUUCUUAACACCCAAGGUUGUACAAUCUGGUUCUUGGGAGAGAGAGAAUUCCUAAUGUGGUGUGUACACAGCAUGAGACUAAUCACGAAACACAGGUGAAAUGAAGAAAAUGUCCUUGGAGUCUUCCAAGUUAUUUUUGUGGUAAGCAAAAGAAAUAAGAAAUUAUUUUCCAGUUUCUUGGGGGGUUUUUUGUGGUUUUUUUUGUUUGUUUGUUUGAUUGUUUUUUUGGGGUUUUUUUGAUUUUGCUUAUUAGUUUGGUUUGUGUUUUUAUGCAACUUCUAGAAUUAGUUGUUGCUUUGCAGUUUUCUUUCACUGGAACCAUUUUAUUACAAAGUUAUGUGCUUCAAUCGAUGUUUUUAGUACUGGUUUGAGAAUCUGAAUGUUUUCUUUGUAUCUUAAAAUGUGAGAACACAAAUUCAUUUGAUGAAGACCAGCAGUGAGGCUAAUCUAUGGUGACCCCUUGUGGGAAAACAACUUCAGAUUUAUAUGGCCAAAUAGUCUGGUGUGAUUGAGAGAUGAGGAGGAAGAGCAAUUUUUUUUAACAAUAAUGCUUCUUCCAUACCCUUUGAAAGGAUAUUAACAUCAAAAAUUGCAUUGUUUGGGACUACUUCUAGGCAGAGGAGCUUGGAAAAACACUUGAGACAAAUUCUGAAAAGUGAGAUACAACAUGCUAUGAAUGUUCUGAUCCUGAUUUUUCCAAGCUUUUCUCCUUGUGCCAGCAAUAAUGCUGGUGCAAGGAUUAUGCAUGGUUCUGCUGAGUCAAAGAAGCAGAUAUUUCUAUUCUUUGCACAAUUUUAAGUCACAGGUCAGGAAUAAAACAGUUGAGUGGAUUUUUUUUUACUUCUUUUUUUACUUACUGGGGAUCUCCAAAAGGAGCAAGUCCCGUUCUCAGGAGCAACCUGUAACACACUAGAGAUCUGCAGAUGUUCUCAGCUUUCCCUGAUUGUAUUCCAAGCAGGAGGCUUUCUAUUUUUUCUAAGGAAUACCACUGGAGGUCACUCAUGUACUAACAAACAGUGCUGCAGAGGAAAAAGGUAAUUUAAACUAUCCAAGAAUGAACUCAGCUUGAUUUGAACAUGACGUUAAAAUGGAAGGGAGUUUGGAAUUAUGUUGGGCAGAUAUUCCUCACAUUUACAGUAGAAUAUAAAAAAAAAGUAGCAAGUAAACUAUCUUAAUUUUCUUAUAAAAAGACUAAACUCCUCCCCACAACAUUAGCAAGUUAGCUUUGAUAUAGCUACAGUAAUAAUGGAAAUGCAGCACAACUCUUUAUCAAAAAAAGCAAAAAAUAGGAAAAGAGAAUGCUCACUGAGGUAAGCAUUGGGGGACAUCAGUGUGACAAGAAAUUGCAAACAAAAUGUAAGAUAGGAGAAGAAUGAUUGCAUGGGAAUUUUAUCACUAUGAUAUUUCUGACAGAAGAAAAAAUUGCAAAGAAGAAGUAAUAAACUGUAUUUCAUAUGACUGGUUUCCCUAUCUCCACUUUCUCUUAAUCUGUUUUUAUCACUAACUUUCAAACUUCCAGAUACAUUUUUGUUGGAAUUCUGAGUUGCAGAGAAAUGGGAAUUGCUAAAAUGUUCUUCCUCUUUUUCUAAACUAAAACUUUAAUAUUGAUUUCUUGCUCUGAGGUGAAGAAGUAGGAAAUGUAAGUCCUGUUUCAGCAAUACCAGUACAACAUCUCAUGCCAAAUGGGCCCAACCUGGUUGUUUCACUUCAGAAGCAGAAAAAAACUGCUACUGGCUGACAACUCUACCUCAGGCUCCAGGCCCAUUAAUAUUCAUACCAAAAUUGCCACAGUAUGAGAGCCAAUUAAAACCAGACAGGUGUACAUAAUAAUUAAGGUAUUGCUUACAAAUUAUCAGGGAAAAAAGUUUCAGAGCGGCUUUAUUUACCUGCACAAAGAGAGAAAACCAUCUGUCAGUGGAAUUUAGUGCUUGUACAACACUUUGCACAGCUCUGCCUUGGCUCUAUACUUUUAAUUUACUAUUUAUGUCCUUCCAUUUGAUUCUGGAAGCUUCUAGGAGGGUUCUGCAGCUGCUGUGUCCCGCCAGCCACUUCCUGAUUGACAGGUUUUUAAUUUCAAAAAGCUGCAUUAGAAGAAAAAAAAAAGUUUUUUUGAUUUUUGAUUUCAUAAAGCUUCGUUAACUGCAUGUUAAGCAAUCACCUGCCUGUUGAUAGGGACCGCUGGGCUUUGUCUGCUCUGUAAGGAUGCCUCUUCCCCUGGGAGAUGGGAGCAGAGCAAGCAGAGCUGUUGGUAAUUUGUGUGGGUGCUGGGGAAUGGCAGAAACUCUCUUCCAAGCAGUGGCAACUGUGCAGCACCAAGGCUGAUGAAGCACUGGGCCUGAUCUCCAGCACUCUGGAGCAAUUUCCCUUGGCACCAUGCUGGUGACAGCCCAGAUGUGGCCACAUCUCUCUUCACAGAGAGAAGCAGGCACAACUUCCCAAGCACUUGUCCUGGGAAAUGCAGCAAGAAACUUCAGAGAAAAAGAGAAAACAAUUCUUAUCUCAACUUGCUGCUCCUGUUGUUUUGCACAUAUGGAAUGUGUUAUGGAAAUUGUUUACCUGAAGGGAUUUGGUACUUGGAUUCUGGUGAUGGUUGUGUGCAUUAAUUAACCAAUCACUCGAAGCUGUGUCUGUCUGUCUGGAGACAGUCAGGGGUUUUCCUUUCACACAGUGUAUUUUAGUAUCUCUUUAGUAUAGUUAUAAUAUAGUAUAGUUUUAAUAAAGCUAUUGUUCAGCAUUCUGAACCAAUGGAGUCAGAUGCCAAUCAUUCCCUGUGUCAGGGGCUCCCUGCAUUUGAUACCCAGACAGGGUUUGGGCAGUGGGACAUUGUGUCCAACCCUCUCCCGGGGCUCUGGGCUCUUUCCCUGAGGGAGGUGUGUGGUGGUCCUGGCGCUAUGUCCAAGGAAUUUCAGAAGGUGUGCGGACUACUCUCUUUUAAGGAGGGAAAAUGGGAUAUCAGCUGGAGCUCCACAGAGGUGACAGCCUGAACCUGGGGUGGAGGGAUGGCAGGGACUGUGCUGGGUGGAGCAGCAGAGCAUGACACCCUUGAGGGAAGCUGCUGAAGUUCAUGAUUUCUGACAGCAGCAUCAAUGUUCCCUGUCCCUGCUCAGACCUAAGUGUGUCAGUGUGAGGGCUGUGUGUGAGCCUGCAGGACACUGCUGGGAGCUUUGGAUGUACUGGAGGUGUGGGAAUGCCCAGAGCUGCUGUUGGUGAUGGCACCAGAGAGCCCCUGGGGAAGGACUGAAGGACAAACAAAUGAAACAGAAUCACAGUCUUCACAAGCAGAAUUUUAGUUAACCCCCUAGCAGUCAGCAAUUCAGUUUGCACAUCUGACAGCUUUACAACACUGUCCGGAGAAUUGCAUCAAACUCCAGAUAUUUACAUGGCAAUUACUCCAGUCAGGAGUUCAGGUUUUUGGGUUGUUUCAAAAAAUCAGUGACCUUGUACAGAGAGCAGGAAAUGUAAAGGUGCUCCUGCCCUGAAAGAUUCAACUGUUCCAUGUAAUCAUAUCCAGUAGAUGGAUGUUGAGUUCAUAUCAGCAGUACCUUAAGAGCAUCCUCAACAGAGAUAGCAGAGGUUCUGCUAUCAUCUAAGAUCAUCUGUCCCAUGAGCAGGUGGGAGGAUGGCGGGAAGAGAAAGGAGAAGGGGAGGAUGUAGUGCUGUGCUCUGUAGUGCUGCUUCCCAUGAUCACAGCAAUAAGGGCAGCCACAGGACCCUGUGGCCUCUCCAUAGCUGAGCUGGGUCCAUGGUUGGUUGUGAAGAAGAAAGCCCACAUGGUUUCUCAGUUGGGAUUUUUAUCUGUAGUAAAUCUGACAUCCUGAACUUUCAGAGUAAUGGAUAUUCUAGAGAUGAUGAAGAGAAAGUACAGUAUAUCACAUCUCUCAUAUGCCAAUUCAGCAUGGAAUAUUGCAUCAAAAUCACUUUAUCCAAAAAUGACAUUUCUUUACCUGAAGUGACCAUGCUUCUGGACAUCUGUUAGAGAAUAAUGUACAUUAUCAUUGUGGGAGGCUGCUCUUGGCCACCCAACCAGGACAAUGACCACAACAAAUGAUUCUUUAAGGAAUCAAGGGGAUGCCUCCAAACCAGCUGCCCUUGUCCCUGUGGGGGAACUCAGCUUGCCAGGUGCUCACUGGAACACCACACAGCUGGUCCAAGCAGCCCCAGGAGGUUCCCCAAACACCUGGAGGACAACUCCUCGGUGCAGGGACUCGGGGAGCCGGCUCGCAGAGGUGCCCUCUGGGAUUUGGUGUUCGUUCCCAGAGGGGCUCUCGUGGCUGCUGUGGGAUUGUCUGGGCCACAGCGACUGCGCAGCUGCCGAGUUUCAGAUCUCUGCUGCU
This is a messenger RNA of Serinus canaria (Common canary), 9008 nucleotides long. RefSeq names its product ubiquitin associated and SH3 domain containing A (gene UBASH3A). Lineage: Eukaryota; Metazoa; Chordata; Aves; Passeriformes; Fringillidae. The coding region runs from base 64 to 1935 and encodes 623 amino acids. Gene Ontology annotation, molecular function: protein binding. Gene Ontology annotation, biological process: negative regulation of T cell receptor signaling pathway. The transcript has 14 exons. The record is from RefSeq and is a predicted model, not a curated record. Gene Ontology annotation, cellular component: cytoplasm.